GGGCGAUCCACGGUCCAAGUGAAGCUCCCUCUUCCAUUUGCAAAGGAGUUUGAAACACACGCACACACAACAACACCACCACAACCACACCAUGGCCUGGACUGUACAGUUGACUAUCUGUGCUCUAGCUGUUGGCAUUGGGAUUUCUUCAGCCUUUUAUAACUCCAAGGUCUUUGCUCCAAACCAAGUGACACUUUUGGAUUCCAGGUCUGUUCAAGGCGAACUUGGCUGGGAAGCUUUCCCUCCAGAAGGAGGAUGGGAGGAAGUUAGCAUCAUGGAUGAGAAGAACACUCCAAUCCGUACCUACCAAGUCUGUAAUGUGAUGGAAGCCAAUCAGAACAACUGGCUACGGACUGAUUGGAUACCCCGUGAGGGAGCCCAGCGAGUUUACAUUGAGAUCAAAUUUACUCUUAGGGAUUGCAACAGUCUGCCAGGCGUCAUGGGAACAUGUAAAGAGACCUUUAACUUAUUUUACUUCGAAUCCAAUAAUGACAGUGAACAAAAUGUUCCAGAGAACAAGUACAUAAAGAUUGAUACCAUUGCAGCUGACGAGAGUUUUACACAAGUGGACAUUGGUGACCGGGUGAUGAAACUGAAUACUGAAGUCCGUGAUGUGGGGCCUCUGAGUAAGAAAGGCUUCUACCUGGCAUUUCAAGAUGUCGGUGCCUGCAUUGCCUUAGUAUCUGUCCGGGUCUUCUAUAAGAAGUGUCCACUGACAGUACACAACCUGGCACAGUUUCCUGACACCAUCACAGGCGCUGACACCUCAUCCCUUGUGGAAGUGCGUGGUUCCUGUGUGAAUAACUCCGAGGAGAAAGAUAUGCCAAAAAUGUAUUGUGGCGCAGAUGGCGAAUGGCUGGUGCCCAUUGGCACAUGCCUGUGUAACACUGGGUAUGAAGAAAGGAAUGGAGCAUGCCAAGCCUGUAAAGUCGGAUACUACAAGUCCUUGUCGACGGAUAAAAGCUGUUCCAAAUGUCCCCCACACAGCUUCUCUACCCAAGAAUCCUCUACAUACUGCAUCUGUGAGAGGGGCUUUUUCAGAGCAGAAAGCGACCCCCUGUCGAUGCCUUGCACACGACCACCCUCUGCCCCUACGAGUCUGAUCUCCAACAUCAACGAGACGUCUGUGAUGCUGGAGUGGAGACCGCCAAAGAAUACUGGAGGCCGCCAUGACAUCACCUAUAGUGUUAUCUGCAAGAAAUGCAUCAGUGGUCUCAGUCACUGUUGGCCGUGUGAAAAUGGGAUCCACUUCAUUCCCCAGCAAACAGCCUUGAAGAAUACCAAGGUGUCCAUCACAGAUCUCCAGGCUCACACCAACUACACCUUUGAAAUCCGGGCAAUGAAUGGAGUCACAAAGCAGAAUCCUAGCCGUGACCAGGCCGUCUCGGUCACUGUCACAACCAACCAAGCAGCUCCAUCUGCCAUUGGAAUCAUACAAGCAAAAGAGAUCACGAGACACAGUGUUUCCUUGGCCUGGCCUGAGCCUGAGCGCCCGAAUGGAGUAAUAUUGGAAUACGACAUCAAGUACUAUGAGAAGGAUCAGAAUGAACGCAGUUACAGGAUUGUUAAAACUCUCCCCAGGAAUGCACACAUCACGGGGUUAAACCCGUUGACGGCUUACAUGUUUCAUGUCCGAGCACGAACAGCGGCUGGCUACGGAGAGUUCAGUGCUCCGUUUCAGUUCAUAACAAACUCAGCUCCGUCAGCUAUCAUAGGAGAUGGUGCAAGCCCCACUGUGCUCCUUGUGUCAGUGGCCGGCAGUGCAGUUCUACUAGUGAUUCUCGUAUCAGCUUUUGUUAUAAGCAGGAGGCGCAGAAAGUACAGUAAAGCCAAGCAAGAAGCAGACGAGGAGAAGCAUCUGCAUAAUGGACAAGGAGUAAGGACAUAUGUGGACCCUUUUACCUACGAGGACCCUAACCAGGCAGUCCGGGAAUUUGCCAAAGAAAUCGAUGCAUCCUGCAUAAAGAUCGAAAGGGUGAUCGGUGUAGGCGAGUUUGGCGAGGUGUGCAGUGGGCGCUUGAAAAUGCCAGGCAAGAGAGAGAUCUGUGUUGCCAUUAAGACGCUGAAAGCUGGUUACACUGACAAGCAGAGGCGAGAUUUCCUGAGUGAGGCCAGCAUCAUGGGCCAGUUCGAUCAUCCCAAUAUUAUCCACCUGGAGGGUGUGGUCACCAAAUGUAAACCAGUAAUGAUCAUAACCGAAUACAUGGAAAAUGGCUCUUUGGACGCAUUCCUCAGGAAGAACGACGGGCAGUUCACAGUCAUUCAGCUGGUGGGAAUGCUGCGAGGGAUUGGAUCUGGAAUGAAGUAUCUCUCCGACAUGAGCUACGUGCACCGGGAUUUGGCAGCACGCAACAUUUUGGUCAACAGUAAUUUGGUCUGCAAGGUCUCAGACUUCGGCAUGUCCCGAGUUCUGGAGGAUGACCCGGAGGCUGCUUACACCACACGGGGUGGGAAGAUCCCCAUAAGAUGGACAGCGCCCGAAGCGAUUGCGUAUCGCAAGUUUACCUCAGCGAGUGACGUUUGGAGCUACGGGAUUGUGAUGUGGGAAGUAAUGUCAUAUGGAGAGCGACCCUACUGGGAUAUGUCCAAUCAGGAUGUGAUUAAAGCGAUUGAGGAAGGCUACAGAUUACCUCCUCCAAUGGACUGCCCAGUCUCCCUUCACCAGCUAAUGCUGGAUUGCUGGCAAAAAGAGCGCAACGACAGACCCAAAUUUGUGCAGAUUGUAAGCAUGCUGGACAAACUCAUUCGGAAUCCCAACAGCCUGAAAAGGACAGCAUUAACCGAGAAUACAAGGCCCUCCACUGCAUUGCUUGACCCAGGCACACCUGAUUUCUCUGCUUUGGGUUCUGUUGGAGACUGGAUUCAGGCUAUUAAGAUGGACAGAUACAAAGAUAACUUCACAGCAGCGGGCUAUACUUCCCUAGAGGCAGUGGUACAUAUGAACCAAGAGGACCUGACCCGAAUUGGAAUUACAGCAAUAGCGCACCAGAACAAGCUUCUGAACAGCGUCCAGGGAAUGAGAGCCCAGAUGCAACAGAUGCAGGGGAGAAUGGUUCCUGUCUGAAUCAGUGCAAGAACUCAGUGAAAUUAGUUUACCUCAUCCAUGCACUUUAACAGAAACAAAAUGCACUUUUUACUUCGUCCUUGCCCUUUUGUAUAAGGGUAUUUACUCAGUGGUUUUGCCUGAUUUGAGGACACGUGCUGAACUUUUUGACCACUGUGUGAUUAUAUGCAUAGACCUCUAGGUAGAUAAGAGGAAACUGGAUCACAUAGACAUUUACUUUGGAACUCCUACAUUUCUUGGAUGAACUUUCAUGAAGGAUCUCACCUGUUCAUUCAUUUCAUACAUAGUUACAGACAGUUUGGAUGCUUUUCAAGUAACCACUGAAUUGAAGGUGACUUUUCAUUUUUGGACGUGCUAAUGAAGGACUGGGAUGAAUUGAGUUUCUCUCUUUCUCUCCAAAACGGUCCAGUGGACACCAGUCUUGACUUAAAUAAUGGUGAACAAAGGCAAAGAAGCCUUUUGAAUGUCCACAUUCUACUUUGGGCGUUUGUGUAAAUUGCAACUACAUUAUGCAUUUAUUUUGCUGAAAUGAGUAGGCAGUCUUGUGGACUACCACUUGAGGACUUCAGUCUAUGAUGAGUUGUAAAUGUACUAUAACUUCUGGUAGUGAUUAGCAGUGGUUCUCACCAUGAGCACAGCAGAAAUUCCUUCCAUCAAGAAAUGUCUAUGUAGCAUUUAUAGAAUGGAAGACCGACCCAUCAAAAACUUGGCUAAGGAGCUACCAAUUUUCAGUUCCUUUGAAUGCUGAAGAGAAAUUGCUGUAAGCGGCCACCAAAAGAGGACAAGGUAAAUAUAACUGGUUUUGGUGCACCGUGGUAAGAAUGGAAUUUUGAAUAAAGUUCUAACUCAAGUUACCACAAGUAUGAUAAUUUGAACGGUAUGAGUGUUAUGUGUUUUAUCCACCCAUGCCAAAUUCUCUUCUCUCACGCCUUCUUUCUUGACGGGAGUGAUUCAUGCCACCACUUUAAUACCAUUUUUCAUGUGUGAGCUUAAGAGAGUGAGUGUUGCCAGGUUAUUCAGCUGUAAAAGGACUGAUGUGAACUCCACAAAAGGGAUAAGAACAUAUCAACCAGUACAUAUAAUUGCCCUUCACCGCUACCUGCUCAUCCCUAGCCCAGGGAUGCUAAAGUCAAUUGUAGUGCCCCUAUAACAGCAUCUAAGACAGUGCAUAUUAUACCUCCCAAGUCUGAAGAAUUGUACCAGACAGGCAAGUUCAUUGAGCUGACCUGUCUAGAAGUGUUGAAUUCGUGCCAGAAAAAUGAAGAGCAAUGUAAUGUACAUUUUAAAUUGGAGUAAGUUGAAAGCCAACUUAAGUACUAAAUCUUUAUGUGUAAGCACCAUUGGGAAAGCGUCCCAAUCAGUUCCAUUGUUCUCACGGUACGAUCGACUUUGAUGGGCGGCAGCCUUGCACUCUAUCUGAGGAUGUAAUUAAGAGCUAGGUUGCUCUUCAAAUGUGUGUCCCAUUUUAUAUUCACGGCAAUAUUAAAUAGAUCCCGGGCUAUUUUCAUGAUAUCAUACUGCAACAUCCCUCACAAACCAUAUACUCUCCACUUGCAGCACGCUGUAACUUGGCAAUGACCGAUCUGGGCAUCCCACCAGUCUGACUCCAUGAUACAGAAAGAACCUUUCAGUGAACACAUUCCCCCUUCUCCUGGUUACAGAGAGAGAGAGAUCACCAUUCCUAAUGUAAUAUAACUUCAUUUCAGCAUCUGGUUUGUAAUAUUAUUGCAUAAUUGUAAUCUUAUAUUUAAUGUCCGAUAAAUAAACACUAUGGGGUGUAAAAUGUGAUAUGCAAUGGGAUAAUUAUCACUUGUGUUUAUUCCCCCCACCUUUCGAAUGGUUUGAACAAAGGCUGCAUUUCCACCAUCACAUUCUCUCUGUCCUCAGAAAGUUUCCCUAUUGAUAAAAACUUUGUUGGAUCAAAAUUCCCAAGAACGUGAUAAUUAUCAAAUAACGUUGCAUUUAUCACCCCUAAAAAUUUCAUAUACAAAAAAAAAUGCACCUACUCCCAUUUGUUUUCCACGGAGCCAGUCAACAUACAAAUCUCAGGUCAACCGUCAGAGUUGUCAUUGUGAUCCAGUGCAUUUGUCGACUCCACUGAUGGUAGACUGUUUACUGUACGGAGAUCGAUCUUUAAUAGUUUGAGAAUUGUAAAUUGAAUGAAGUGCAAAUAUGUAUUUGAAUCUUUUAGUCGCUAGAAAUGUUUUAGUUAGCUCAAAUACCAUUCUGUGUUAGGAGCUAACGGUCGGUGGUGGAACUGUAGAUCUAUUGACAUGAAAGAUUGAUUUUGGCUGAGAAUAAGAUUUUCUGGAAGUUAUAUCAAAGUAACCCUAAAGAAAUGUUGGGACUGUGUGUAGAACAGUAACCAAACCUGGCUCAACCAGCUCUAUUAUUUAGUACAUUUUUCUCGAGAUAAAAUAGAGGCAAUGGGAGCUGGGAAUGUAUAAAUUUGGAGAACUUCCAGGCUUGUUUAAAACCAACUGAACCACAAGUAAUACUGUAUGCCAAAGCGAUCAUUCAGCGGGAACUGUUUGGCUGUGCCAGUUUCUGAAGUGAAUCGUGGAUCCUCAACAACGCUGGAAAUGAAAACUGUUGCUCCCCACAGAUAUAUUCUCUGAGGAGACCCAACAAUGAAUGUCAUUCUGCCAGCAACUAUUUGGUACAGGAUUGUUCAAUGCAACAGCAAUUGGUUCCAAAAUAUCCCCUUCUUUACUGGAGGGCCUCCAACUAUGUUUUAUUGGGAUUACAGAAAAACUAAUAUGAAAAAAACAUGAUUAGUGCCUAUUGUCGUGAAACAGUAGUGACUUUGAUUUACGAGAGACUGGGGAUCGUACUGUAGCUGAUAAGAUUGUUUCUAUGAAACAAUAUUCUGUAAACCACAUUAAUAUGAAAGGGAAAUAAAGUUCUAUUAAUGUUUUGUGCUAAAA
Callorhinchus milii (elephant shark) is the source of this 5991-nucleotide messenger RNA. It is a transcript of the gene epha4l, whose product is annotated as eph receptor A4, like. Gene Ontology annotation, molecular function: transmembrane-ephrin receptor activity; protein binding; ATP binding. Gene Ontology annotation, cellular component: plasma membrane; neuron projection. The record is from RefSeq and is a predicted model, not a curated record. Gene Ontology annotation, biological process: protein phosphorylation; cell surface receptor protein tyrosine kinase signaling pathway; axon guidance. The transcript is spliced from 17 exons. The coding region runs from base 92 to 3064 and encodes 990 amino acids. NCBI's taxonomy places the organism in Eukaryota, Metazoa, Chordata, Chondrichthyes, Chimaeriformes, Callorhinchidae.